GCCCGGCAGGCCAGGCACGAACUGGCGCCAUGUCUCGCCCAAGCCACGACGGACGAGUGCGCCGGUGUCCUCUUGGAGCAUAAGACGGCGGCGGUCGUCGGUCCGGCGCAAGGAACCAAGCCACAUCCUUGGGUUGAUAAAGAAUGCGGCCACGACGGAAGCGGACAGGCUGCGCAAGGAGAAGGCCGCGCUCAAGGAGCAGGCGGCGAGGCUGCACGAGGAGGCAGUUGCGCUGGGAGCGGGGCGGCGGCGGACCGUGAAACCGCCUCCGUUGGGCACCAGGAGGCGCGUCGCGGGGAGGACGGCACCAGGCCGCCGUAAAAUCUUCCACCUCGCGGCCAACAAGUAUGAGCCGUGAGGAGGAGGCGCGUCGCUGGAAGGACUCCGACAGGAGGCCGUCGGCUCUGGCACACCUGCCGCAGACGAGCUCAGGAGGAGGAGCGGAGUAGGGUCCUGUGAUGCUUUGCUGGCGCGAGUCGGAGCAAAAAAGAAUUGGGAAUCUUCCGUGCUCCAUACUGCGCCAGCUUUGUCUAAAGCACCAACAGAAAUGGGAACGCCACAGAUGCACAACCAAAGCUUCACUACCUUUCUGCUAUGGUUCUUCAUACGAAGUGUUAAUGCAUUUGUUGAUACUCUAUUGGAGGACAAGUUCAGGCACAGAGAAUGUUUCUCGAAGUUUGGAAUUCCUUUCACCUGACUUUGUUCAGGAUUUCUUCACACUUCAGAAUUGUGAUGCCUCCAAUUACUUAUGUCGCCGCUGCGUCUGCCGCCUCCGAGCUGGGAGACCGUGGCCUCGCUGUCGCCGCAUUUGCCCGCCGUUCAUGCAAGGUCCCCCAAAACCUGGUUAGUUGUUUGUACUUUAUUGGGCACAUAUAUGGUACAGAUGUUUUCAUUCAUACUUUCACAAUUUUUGUCUCCAUCUUAAUAUAUAACCAUUUCUACGAUACACGGACUGCAAUUUUAAAAUACUUAAGCCGCUCGGUUCC
This is a messenger RNA of Lolium perenne, 986 nucleotides long. Lineage: Eukaryota; Viridiplantae; Streptophyta; Magnoliopsida; Poales; Poaceae. The record is from RefSeq and is a predicted model, not a curated record.